Messenger RNA from Harpegnathos saltator (Jerdon's jumping ant), 1355 nucleotides. Its product is annotated as E3 ubiquitin-protein ligase TRAIP. Gene Ontology annotation, molecular function: ubiquitin protein ligase activity. Gene Ontology annotation, cellular component: site of DNA damage; nucleus. The record is from RefSeq and is a predicted model, not a curated record. NCBI's taxonomy places the organism in Eukaryota, Metazoa, Arthropoda, Insecta, Hymenoptera, Formicidae. Gene Ontology annotation, biological process: protein ubiquitination; replication fork processing. The transcript is spliced from 6 exons. Bases 8 to 1057 code for a protein of 349 amino acids.
AUUGUUUAUGACAGAAAAGUUAAACAAAAUAUAUUAUAUUAUCCCGCGAAAUCAUAUUUCUACUUGUUUCUUUUUUGCGUGUAAGAUGUAUAUCGUCUGCACUAUAUGUCGUGAUAAUUUUAUACAAUCUGAUGAUAUUGCUGUCACUCGUUGUGGACAUGUAUUUCAUGUUAACUGCUUGUCACGUUGGCUGACGAGGUCAAAUAGUUGUCCAGAAUGCCGUGAAAAAACAUCACAAGAGAAGACACAAAGACUUUAUGUUACAUUCGCAAGUAAUGAAGCCAGCAACACUGACAAUCUGUCCACACAAGAAAGGAUAGACAGUUUGAAAUUUCAAGUUUUGCUCAAUGAGAAAAACAUAAAGUAUUAUACCUCAAAGAAUGAAACCCUGGAAAAACAAAAUGCAGGUCUCAGACAAGAAGUACGAAAAGUAGAAAGUGAGAUCAGUAAAAAGAACUCAACUAUUUAUCUUUUAAAGGAACAGAUGAAAGAUCUCAAAGAAAAAUACACAGAGUAUGAAACUUUAAAACAUAAGUUGUCACAGAAAGAGAAAGAAAUAGAAAAUUUGCAACACAUGAAAAAGUUGUUACAUGGUUCUGUCAUGGAGGCAGAAGAAAUAUUCACAAAAUCUGAUCGUGAUACUUUAGUUACUUAUAUGAAGGCUAUGAAAAGGGACAUGUUUAAAAAUGCAAAACGAUGGGAAUUGUUACAUAAACAUAUUAAAAGAUGUCUGAACACACAAACGGAAGUUGUUGCUCUAGUAGAAGAUCAAUUUAAAAAACCUGAAAUGAUAUAUGAUAAACGUCUGGUAGACAAUGUAACUGACUUAGUAGAUCGAAUUUAUGAAAUGGAAAAGCUGAUAUUGAUCAGUUUAAAAAAAUGUCAAAAUUUUGACGUAAAAAGUCCAACAUGUAAUAGUCCAAAAAAAUUGAAUGAAACUUUCGUCACUGGUUUACAAACAGUAAGGACUGCUCCUAGCAAGGUAGAAAAUAAAGCAGUUACUAGUGCAUGCCAGAACAGAUAUUCGAUCUCUAAAAAAAGAGCAAAAUUAUUAUGAGCAAUGAACAAUGGUGAUAUAUAAAGUAGAGAUGAUCUGGUGAAAGAAUAUGAUAGAAGAUAUAUAAAGAUAAGUAUGCAACCAAAACACAAGUCGAAAUGACAUUUGAGCAACUUAACGUAUCGAAAAUGAAAUUAAUGGUUGAAUUGUGGUCAAUACUUACAAUUAAUUUGGAAUCAUUGGAACAUUUUAUUAGUUUUGUAAUAACAAAAUUUAUCAAAUACUUUUUCUACAAAAUUGAUUGUUGUGGUUGAUUCAAUCAUACAAAUUUAAUCAUUAUUCUCAUAAUAUGUGUAUA